AUGGUGGAAACUGUUAUACUAAUGGAUCAUUUUUUUGGGAUAGGACUAACAGCAACUACAGAAGGCUGGUACAAGUGUUGUCUACCCACUGAUUGUUCAGAUUCUAACACUAGCAUCAUCUUUGCUAAUAUAUUCAGAUGGGGAGAGAUUGCAGAUAUUACAGUUAAUUUUCCUUCAAAUAUAACAGUUUUACCUCAAAGUUACACACUACAUGGUAUUACAAUUGGUGAUCCAAAUCAAGGCCUCUUAAAUGAAGAUACUUGGUACUAUGAGUCUGGUAGUGCUAGUACUGAAAUAACUGCUGAUCUCUGCACUGGACAGUCUGGAUACAGUUGUACUAUUGGUAAUGGAGUAUUAUUACACAGCAGUAAUGGAUCAUACGUUUAUACUCUAACUGUUACUUGGAAUGGAGAGACUAUAACCAGUGGAAUGCUGAGUCAAUCAAACAACAAUGGAGAUCAUGUAUUUAGAUUCUAUUUACAUUUUGGUGAUGCCAUGAGAAAUCAAUACAUUACAAUAACUGCCCCAGCAGCUGCUCCCCACUCUCUUACUGUGGUCGGCAAGACAGCUACCACUAUCACUGUAUCUACUUAG
Amphimedon queenslandica is the source of this 594-nucleotide messenger RNA. RefSeq lists its product as uncharacterized. The record is from RefSeq and is a predicted model, not a curated record. Lineage: Eukaryota; Metazoa; Porifera; Demospongiae; Haplosclerida; Niphatidae. The transcript has 5 exons. The coding region runs from base 1 to 594 and encodes 197 amino acids.